GGGCGGGGCUGACUCUGCACCGCACUGGAUCAGCCACUACCGGCAGAGGGGAACGUGCGCCGGCGGCUCCAUGGAGCAGUGCGGGAAUGCCCUGUUGGUAGGAGCGCAGCGCCGGAGCGGACAGCACGCCUCACCUCCGCGUUUUUCCUGAACUGCUGCUUGGAUCAACAGUGGCCCGGUUUAAAACCGGCUCGGAUUGGCUUAAAUACAUCUGCGGGGUGGCCAAAAAAGAAGAAGACGCGCGUUUAUUGCCGCGCCGCAACCAAAAGAUGCGGUGACGGAGGUGUCAUCUGCGAGAGAGUGAAGCCGGAUCUGGACACAUAUAUUUUUCCUGUUUUAAUUCGCUGCUGGGGGUCCGCUGAGCCGGUCGCUGUAGGGCUGGCAGGCCUGGGGUGGGACAGAGAACAUGGCUGAAUCGCGGCGGGAAAGCACAAGCAGCCUACAGAGGAAGAAACCUCCCUGGCUCAGACUGGACAUUCCCACAGCUCAGAUGUCACUCGAUGAGCCUCCUACUUUUGUCCAGCCAAUGAAGAGGCAGGGUUUCCUGCGCAGCAUCAGCAUGCCUGUGGAAACCUCCCAUCUCCCAUCUCCCCCACGGGACUAUUUUGACACCCGGCGGCCGGUCUUGCAGCGUCAGUCAUCUAUUACUCAAACCAUAAAGAGCAGCAGGAGAGUGCAUUUUGAGCGGAUUAACACUGUGCCCAUUAAAGGGCAGCGGGCUGCACGGCGCAGCACCAGGAAACACCACUCUCUGUCCAGAACUCUUCUCAGGGGAACGGCGGACUGGUUUGGGGUCAGUAAGGAUGGCGACGCCACCCAGAAGUGGCAGAGGAAAAGUCUCCGCCACUGCAGCUUGCGCUAUGGGAAGCUGAAACCGCAGGUGAUCCGGGAGAUGGAUCUGCCCAGCCAGGACAACAUCUCCCUGACCAGCACUGAGACCCCUCCUCCUAUGUAUGUCCCCUCCUCUCAGCAUGGGAUGCAAAAGAUAGUUGAUCCACUGGCUCGUGGGAGAGCCUUUCGAAUGGUGGAAGAGGUGGAUGGCUACAGUGUUCCUCAAACCCCCAUCACCCCUGGUGCUGCCUCGCUUUGCUCCUUUACCAGCUCUCGCUCAGGUCUCAACCGGCUGCCUCGGCGGCGUAAGAGGGAGUCUGUGGCAAAAAUGAGCUUCAGGGCUGCAGCUGCGCUUGUUAAAGGGAGGUCAUUUCGGGAAAGCACGCUGAAACGGGCUCAGAGAAGAAGCUUCACCCCUGCUAGCUUCAUGGAGGAGGAUGUGAUUGACUUUCCAGAUGAGCUUGACACAUCCUUCUUUGCCAGAGAUAUUUUGAUGCAAGAGGAGCUGUCCACGUAUGCAGACGAGGUGUUUGAGUCUCCGUCUGAAGCCGUCAUCAAAGAGGCCCCUUCUAGCAGCAAAAACGAUGAGAUGGAGCUGACAGGCAGUGCCCUAGAUAAGACUGAGCUGGAGAGAAGUCACCUCAUGCUACCUCUGGAGAGAGGGUGGCGUAAAACCAAAGAGGGAACUCCAGGUCCGCCAAAGGUGCCACUGCGUCAGGAGGUUGUGAGUGUGAACGGACAGCGGCGCGGGCAGCGCAUCGUCGUUCCCGUCAAGAAGCUUUUCGCCCGCGAGAAGAGGCCUUAUGGGUUGGGCAUGGUCGGAAAGCUGACAAACCGCACCUAUCGCAAGCGCAUCGACAGUUACGUCAAGAGGCAGAUUGAUGAUAUGGAUGACCACAGGCCUUUUUUCACAUAUUGGAUCUCCUUUGUCCAUUUACUUAUCACUAUCCUGGCUGUAUGUAUCUAUGGUAUUGCACCUGUAGGCUUUUCCCAACACGAGACAGUUGAUUCUGUUUUAAGAAACAAAGGUGUUUAUGAAAAUGUCAAGUUUGUACAGCAGGAGAACUUCUGGAUCGGGCCGAGUUCAGAAGCCCUGAUCCACUUGGGGGCCAAAUAUUCUCCAUGCAUGCGACAAGACAAAGAGGUGCACAGUCUUAUCUUGGAAAAGAGAGAGAUCGAGCGCAACUCGGCCUGCUGCGUUCGGAAUGAUCGCUCUGGAUGUGUCCAAACCACAGAGGAGGAAUGCUCGAGCACUCUGGCUGUGUGGGUGAAGUGGCCGAAACAUUCCAGUACGCCUAAGCUUCGAGGUAAAGAGAGGCAGUAUGGCUCCGUGUGCCAUCAGGAUCCAAGAAUAUGUGAUGAACCUUCCUCCAUGGCUCCGCAUGAGUGGCCGGAUGACAUCACCAAGUGGCCAAUUUGUACCAACAACACGCGUAACCACACCUACCUGCCUCAUAUAGACUGCACCAUUAUGGGCCGGCCCUGCUGCAUCGGAACCAAAGGAAGGUGUGAGAUCACAUCCCGUGAAUAUUGUGACUUCAUGAAGGGCUACUUUCACGAGGAAGCGACUCUUUGCUCGCAGGUGCACUGCAUAGAUGAUGUCUGUGGACUCCUGCCUUUCCUCAACCCUGAGAUCCCAGAUCAGUUUUACAGACUCUGGCUCUCACUUUUCCUGCACGCAGGGAUCCUUCACUGCCUGGUGUCCGUGGUUUUCCAAAUGACCAUCUUGAGGGAUCUGGAGAAACUGGCUGGCUGGCUUCGAAUAUCAAUCAUUUACAUCCUCAGCGGCAUCACUGGCAACUUGGCUUCUGCCAUCUUCCUGCCGUACAGAGCAGAGGUGGGUCCAGCUGGCUCUCAGUUUGGCAUCCUGGCCUGCCUGUUCGUGGAGCUGUUUCAGAGCUGGCAGAUCCUGGCCGAACCCUGGAGGGCCUUCAUCAAGCUGCUGUGUGUUGUCAUCUUUCUGUUUAUCUUCGGGCUGUUGCCCUGGAUUGACAACUUUGCUCACAUAUCCGGAUUCAUCUCCGGCUUCUUCCUGUCCUUCGCCUUCCUACCUUACAUCAGCUUCGGCCGCAUGGACCUGUACCGCAAACGCUGUCAGAUCAUCGUCUUCCUGCUGGUGUUUGUCGGCCUCUUCUCCGGUCUCGUGGUGCUCUUUUACGUCUACCCCAUCAAGUGCGACUGGUGCGAAUUUCUCACGUGCAUCCCCUUCACAGACAAAUUCUGCGAGAAGUACGACCUGAAUGCUCACCUGCACUGAGGCGUGAGCACAGAAGUGUUGUGGACUGUGUGGGGAUCCUUCUUCCCCCUUUCCGUGAACUAAAACGAUAUGUCUAUGUUCUUUUACUCUCAUCGUGAAGACUUUCUUUCCUUCCCAUUCAGCAGCAGUCAUGAGUGAAACAGAGCGAAGGCACCUCAGAAACUCAUCAAAGCAUCCAGCAGCCCUUUACAAGAGAGGCGAUGGCUGUUACAGAGAAAAGGACCACUUUCUAUGUUCACUGUCCAGAUGUAGAUUUUAUUAUUCAGGCAACUUUGCAGACUAGCAGGGACAACAAUAUCAAUGCCUUUGGUGCCUUUACAGAAAAUGUACCAACUACUGCCAUAUUUUUGUUACAAUAUGCUGAGCACUCGAAUGUUUCCGUUUAUUCGUUUAUUGCUUCUCAAGAAGUGAUUAUUGUUUUUAACACGGUAGUGUUUUAGCUACCUGUCUACACACGUGUAACAGAAAACAACAGUAAAAAAGAAAAAAGAA
Messenger RNA from Oryzias latipes (Japanese medaka), 3580 nucleotides. It is a transcript of the gene rhbdf1a, whose product is annotated as rhomboid 5 homolog 1a (Drosophila). Gene Ontology annotation, molecular function: serine-type endopeptidase activity. NCBI's taxonomy places the organism in Eukaryota, Metazoa, Chordata, Actinopteri, Beloniformes, Adrianichthyidae. Gene Ontology annotation, cellular component: endoplasmic reticulum membrane. Gene Ontology annotation, biological process: regulation of protein secretion; regulation of epidermal growth factor receptor signaling pathway. The record is from RefSeq and is a predicted model, not a curated record.